Messenger RNA from Spirometra erinaceieuropaei, 2038 nucleotides. NCBI's taxonomy places the organism in Eukaryota, Metazoa, Platyhelminthes, Cestoda, Diphyllobothriidea, Diphyllobothriidae. The record is from the annotation of a GenBank genome assembly.
AUGGGUCCACGUGAUGGUCGUAGUGAGUCGCUCACUUGCCUACAGGUGUAGAUUACGGCAAGCUCCCAUAUAUUGGCACCAAACUCUCCCAUGUGGCUCCUCGGAGCUAGGCUAUGCCUAGCGGCCACACCCCCAUAACCGUCUCGACCGGCGAGCUAAUCCAGGCUAGGUUAUUCGAGUGUGCAUCUCCACACACGGUAACUCUGCUCCGCUCCCACCAUCGCUGGCCGGACGGACCACCGCCUCGACACCUCCGAGAUGAGGCUUCGUCAGCAACCCUGCAGGAGGCCACAAGAUAAGUGACCCCCAGCUCUGGUAUCUGUCUUUGGCUUGUUCUUGAUUGUUUGCCUUAAUCUGUUUGUGUUUGUCCUUGUUCCAAGCUAAAUGUCGUCCUGUUGAAUUUGUCCGCUCACUGUCUACAUUUCAGCAAUCAGUUAGCCUAGAGAGGGAUGGGUAAGUCUGCUUCCCGUCUCUCUUCCCUUCCCCCUCCCCCUUCCUCCCAUUCAAAAGUCCUACGGCGAGAGCGACAGCGAUCACGUAUGUGGUCCAUGUUUACUCGGGCCGUUUUCCUACUAAACAAAGUCGUAACCCAUAACGGAGUCCGGCAGCCGUCUGGGAUGUCUGGGCAGCCUUGUUUAGGGAGAGCACUGCUUACCCCCGCGAAUGGGGACGGGGCUAGAAAAGGUACCCUCAAAAAACGCCGGGAUUUCGUCCUCUACGCGCUGAUUGUGGCUUACAGACGCAAAACACGGUCGAAGCAAUCAAACAAGAAACAAUACUCUCUCUAUCUUCCCUCUCCUCCUCACCCUACCCUCCGUCCCACCCCACAGACCGCUAUGGUGAGUCUGUGGCGAGUUACCAGACGAAUUCACCUGCGAGAACCUAAUCCAGUUUUAUUUUACAGAAUUGCUUAUUUCAACGUGAUGAAUACAACUCGGCUAGACAACCCCGCUUCACUGGCGUGCUCCGCUGUCGUGCUCUGCUGCCAGAUUAUUUUACGCCCUGAAUAUCAAUAUUCUUCACUAACCGGUUUUGCUUACUGUUCUUAAUAUUUAGGGCUCAUGAGAUGUCAUUCGUUACUCCGUGAGAACAUUAUUAUUUGCGUCAUUGGUGACUCUCGCCGUUAACGCAGACUUUAUACCUUUCUCUGUCAUAAUGCAUAACAUUUAACGUACUAUUUAUUUGUGAAUUUUCACUCCACUUGCGCCUUCUUUUCUCGAGAAUUUUCUCGAUACUGUCGCUUUUUUUUAUUUUCUCAGAAAUUAUCUAUAAACUUGGAGUAGAUUAGUAUAUUUUAAGUCUAUAGGCUUAGAUAUUGUGCCAUCUCUAUUUUGCCUAUUAUGUCUCACUCCAACCAACAACUUGAUGUUCCCUCCCAGUCCCUCCAUGCCGUCAAUGUUAUCUUGUCUGAACUCUGGUAACAUGUUCUAGAAAUUUAUUUCAUCCUCAUCGAAGCAGCAUUUUAUUCUGCUAACGUCACCAAGGAGCUGACGAAGUACCACAAACUUGUGGAGGUUCUUUCCGCUAGUGUUAUCUUCCAAGUCCAGUCCUUGUUAUCUUAUCCCCUGCAGAUGCUCCCUAUUCCACGCUAAAGGUAGAAAUCCUUCAACUUAGUGCUGUGUCCGGCCGACAGCGCUAUCACCGGUUGAUUAAGGAGGAAUCACUGGAUGAUCGGAAGCCCUCAGAAUUUCUACAUCGAAUGCGUUCUCUCCCUGGAGACAUGCGGAUUAACGAGGUGUUUCUAGAGCGCCUGCCCGCGGAUGUUCAAACAACUUUUGCGUCCGGUUCUCAAGCUCUAAUGGUUUCGCAGAUAGCUGAAGUGGCGGAUCGAAUGAUAGAGGUGCAACAGUUCCAACCGCUCCCCAUUAUCCACGGCCCCACAUCCUCGUCGACAGUGAAUGAGCAGUUAAUCAAGAAGAUGUCAGCCGCGGCGGGUGAGAUGGCCUCCCUUAAACUACAGCUUGCCCACCUUACUUCCAUUCGCUCACCUAGCCGUCGUUGUUCUCCCUCGCGAACUCGGGCUGCCGAUAUUAGCUGA